CAUUACAUAAUUAUCAAUGUCGAAUAUAUCAAUUUCAACAACAUCAUCACCAUCAUCUUCAACUUCAUCAUCAUCAUCAUCUACAAAAUUAUUAUCAUCUGCAUCAUCAUCUGCUAUAACUUCAGCUGCAAUAUUAUCAUCUAGCAAUAAUAAUAAUUAUAGAAUAACAAAUAAUAUUACUGCAGGUGCUAAUAACAAUAAUAGUAAUAAUAAAAAUAAUCAAAAUAAUAAUGAUUAUAAUAUGAAAAACAUUACAAAAGUAAUACCAUCAAAUAGAGAUUCUUUAGAUAAUAAGAAUAUAAUAACGUCAUCGUCGUCAGUAACAACAACAGCAACAACAAAUGGUUUAAUAUCAAAUCGUACAUCAAAUUCUUAUCCUUAUACAACAAAUAAAAUUCUUCCUAUAACAAUAAAUAAUAGCAAUAAUAAAUAUAAUUGUAAUAUAAAUAAUAACAAUCAUAACAGUAAUAAUAAUAAUAAUAAUAAUAGUAAUAAUACAAGUAUUGUAACAGCAACACCAACUAUUAUUACUUCAUCAUCAAAAAUAUUAUCGCCAUCAAAUUUAUUAUCUCCAUCAUCUUCUACAUUAUCAUCAUCAUCAUCGUCAUCAUCUUCGUCAGCAUCGUCAUCAUCGGCAUCAAUAUCAGUAUCAGGAUCAUCAGCUGGUUGUAUAACAUCAUCAAUAAAUGGAAAUAUUAUUUUAAAUGGUGGCCAUUUAAAUAUUAGUAAUAAUAAUGUUAAUCAUAAAAUUACAACAAAUAAUAUAAGUAUUAAUAGUAGCAGUAAUAGUAAUAAUAAUAGUAAUAGACAGCAACAACAACAGCAGCAACAACAGCAUCAUAAUAGUUGGGAAACAUCAUCAUCAGGACAUCAAUUAGGUGUUGAACAUUUAGCUGGUGCUUUAAGUCCAUUAUGUAUAACAGAUGCAACACAUGAAAUUGUUAGACCAAAACCAAGAAGACCAUCUGGAAAUAAUUUUAGAACGUCAGCGGAUAUAUCAUCCUCACCUUACAAUUCACAUCAGAAUCCUUCAAAUGAACUAAAUUUAUCUAGUAAUACAGCAAAUAAUGGAUCUGGAGGAGGAUUUCCAGCAAUAACUAAUAAUAACAAUAAUAAUCAACAAUUACCAAUAAAUUUAGCUAAUGGAAUAGGAAUACCAUCGGGCCGUAUACAAAGUCCUGCUACAGCUACUCCAGCGCCGAGAAUAUCCAAAGAAGUUGCCUUAAAACCAGCUCAAACCGUAACUGGAAAUAUGAAUUUGAAUUGUUCAUCACCAGCAAUAAAUUUAACUUCAUCUAACUGUCACCAUGGAAAUAUUGGUGUAGAAAAUCAUCAUAACAGUUAUCAAAUGAAUCGUAGAUCAGCAAUUUUAUGCUCAACAUCAGAUCGUGAUUUUGAUUUACAUCAAAAUAAAUUAUUAAAUGGUUCGCAAAGUUUAGAUAAUGAUUUGCAUCAUGUUUCAUCAUCAAAACCUUUACCACAUCGAUCAAUAGCUGGGCCAACACGAUUAACAGUUCAAAGUAUUCCAGUUAAAUCACAGCCACCAAUGAUAAGUUCCAGUUUAUCACAACAAAAUAGCAAAUCAAUAAAUCAUCAUUCUUCAAAUCAAGCAAUUGAUAGUAUUAAAUCAAAUGGAGAAACAACCAAAAAUAUGAAUUUAGGAACCCGUACACAUCAUCAUGAUUUUCGUGCUUUGCAACGAGUUCAUGAAUGCCACAGUUCCUCAGACGAAAAUCGUUCUUCUGGUCAUGCAAGUAUGUCAGAUACCGGCGGUCAUGGUUCAUCAUCCCCAAGUGGUGGUGGUGUACUAGGACCAUUACCGGAAGAUCGUUUAGUUGGUAAUCGGUCAACUAGAUCACGUGGCAGCACUAAUCAUUCAAGAUCAAGACAUCGUGCAACACCAGCUAAAGUCCCAUGGGGUGGCGGUGGAUUAGAAGAUAUCAAGUUAGCUAUACAACAGUUAACAAUGCGUUCUCAAACAAGCACUAGUACAUAUAGCAGUCUAAGUGCUGGAAGUGAGAGUUCUGAACCAGCAAGACGAUUAGGAAGAUUUUCGUCAUUAGAAACUGUCAAUACGAAUGUUACGAGUGCGGAUGAAUUUGUGUGGGUUGAUUCACAUAAUCGAUUAGUUGAAUUACAGAAUCCUCCGUGGAGUCAACAUUGCUUAACGAGAGUUAUAAAAAUAGGAAGAUGCAGGGAAAACUCCGAAAAAAUUUCCGUCGAAGCGAUUCCUCGCUUAGGAUACCUUCUGCAACGUGCGUUGGUUCGUAUUGCUAGAGAAAUUCAGAGGCUCUCGUCAUGCUUAGGAUUGUGUUCAAAGCACGAAGUUGCAAGCGCUUUCAAAAUUGUUUUAUGCCCUGCGCUGGCAGAUAGUUGCACGAAAGCAUGUCUUAGAGCUGCUGCUAUGUUUGCCGUUACAGGUGAUAGUGCUUUAAAGCAAAGUAAAUCGUCUAGAGCAGGACUACAAUUACCUGUUGGCCGUUUUCAUAGGUGGAUGGCCGAUGCUAGACUAGGUAAAUUUAUUCAUGAAUAUGCUGCUGUAUAUCUUUGUGCUGGUUUAGAAAAUUUGUUGGAAGAAAUCCUCCUGCAAUGUCUUGCCAGUGAAUCGUCUUCUAAUUUAACUGCAUCUGCUCUUGAACAUGCCAUUGCAAGUUCUGGCGAUUUAUGGGGACUGCUACAGCCAUAUGCACAUUUAAACGCAGGUCGAAUUGCAUCCGGUGCUUUAAAAAUGCCACGGUGGGCAAGUCAAUCAUCAAUUGGUUCAGGUUCGCAAAGCCUAAACACCAACGCCAAUUUGGAGCCGUGUCUAUUGACAACUUGUGUUGGAAAUGUUAUUGAAUUGAAAGACUUAGUUACAAGAGCACAACAAAAGUUCCAGCAUACAGCGCUUUCGAACGCAGCGACGUCAACUUUGUUCUAUUUUAUGCGAUGCUCUCAAUUAGAACAUAGCGAUAUAGGAAGUACAAGUGCUAGCAAUACAAGUAUACAAGAGCUAUGCUAUGAACGUGCAUAUAUCGUUUUGCCUCCACUUGUAGAAUGGUUAAGAGUAGCUUCAGCCCAUGCGGAAUAUAGAAAUGGUAUUUUGAUUGAUCGUGACGAUAUAAUGCAGGCUGCUCGAUUACUGCUACCUGGUGUGGACUGUCCUGCAAGACCAAUAGCUCACGAUGAGGAAUUACCGUCUAAGAAAACAAUUCUCGCACACAAUACUACCAGCAUGAAUGCAAAUCCAAGUGAUGAUACGUCUGAACUUGGAAAAAGGGCGACAUUAGCUUUAGCAUUUAGAAUGAUGUUAACAGGAAGAGCUGAACUAUUGGCCCAAGCUGGAAAUUUAUUACCUCCAACUACAAGGUAUGAUACACUUAAUCAUGCCGGUAUGUCUGCUCUUAUGAUUGCUUGUGUACGAAACGAUGAAGUUGCCAUACAAGCUUUACUAGAUGCAGGAGCAGAUCCAAAUAUUGAAGUUCCAUCAGUCUCAUUUGCUGGAUGUCCUGCUAUUCAUCCGGAGACGCAGCAUUGGACUGCAGUUACAUUCGCUGCCUGUAAAGGAAAUUAUAAUGCUGUUCGAUUAUUGUUAGAGCGUGGAGCUAAAGUAGAGGGCGGAGCACGAUUAAGCGAAGAUAAAUGCACUUUGACACCAUUGCAGGUUGCCAGUGGAUCAGGUUGCGCUGAUGUAGUUGCAUUAUUGCUAUCACAUGGAGCACAUGCAUUUUUAACUACACAACAAAAAGAUUCAAUGUGUUUUGCGGGGUCUGCUCAACGGGGUUGCUAUUCAUCUAUUUCAGUUGCAGCAGCUCAUGGUCAGAGAACUUGUCUUAGAAAAUUAUUAUCACAUCCUUUAUCUCCUGGCACAAGAGAAGUAUUAUCUUUAGAGGAGAUGUUGGCAGAAGGAGACAACAGUUCAAGGCAGGCGCAAGAAAGGCAAAAUGAAGUACCACCUUCAUUGAAUAAAACUCAAGUCAAAAGUUUACAAGAAGCCAUGUACCACAGUGCCGAAAACAAUCAUUUAGAUAUUACCAUUGAGUUGAGAGCUUUAGGUGUACCAUGGACAUUACAUUGUUGGAUGCACGCAUUAGCUGCUGCACAUGAGCUUCGAUUAGAUAAUGUUAUUGAUCAAUUAUUACAAGAUUUUAUUCAAGUUUGCCCAGAUGAUUACAGUUCUCAAUUUGUUUCAGAAUGCCUGCCUCUUUUAUUCAAUAUUUUCAGAUACAGUAAAAAUGAAGGUACAACACUAUUACUGGCAGAUAUAUUUGCAACAUGUUUCGGAUGGGAGGCAAUAAAGCCUAUUAAAGAAAAUGUUGUACAGCCAGUAAAUGGGUCACGUAUCGAUCCAAAGUUUGUAAAUAACCCAGAAUUGAGUGAUGUCACAUUUAGAGUUGAAGGGAAAAUAUUUUAUGGACAUAAAAUUGUUCUUGUUACUGCGUCACCACGCUUUCAAAGUAUGUUAAGUUCUAAAUUAAGUGAAAGCAAUACCCCAACGGUUCAGAUUAACGAUAUUCGAUACAACAUUUUCCAAUUGGUCAUGCAAUAUUUAUAUAGCGGUGAUUGCAAUAACUUAGAAAUAACAAACGAUGACGUUCUUGAAUUAAUGGCAGCAUCAAGUUUCUUUCAGUUAGAAGGACUUUUGAGAUUUACGGAGGCGAGAUGUUCUGAAAUGAUUGAUAUUGAUAAUGUUGUUGCAAUGUAUAUUCAUGCAAAAGUCUACAAUGCUCCAAAAUUAAUGGAAUAUUGUCAAGGAUUUUUAUUGCAAAAUAUGGUGGCGCUAUUAACCUAUGAUGAUUCAGUAAAACGUCUAUUGUUUGCAAAACGAAUUCCAAAUCAUGAUGUUUUAAGCGGUUUAUUGUUAACACUACAAUCAAGAAUUAAAAAUCGCAAAUCAACUCCAACGUUUUUAAAUAGCCCAAUUACUGCAGGUGUAACAGGCUCUAAAAUUCAACCAAAUAAUGUUGGAAUUAGGAAAUAGAAAAUUUUUAAAGAAUAUUUUAAAAAAUAAAA
Molecule: messenger RNA, 4992 nt
Organism: Condylostylus longicornis
Lineage: Eukaryota; Metazoa; Arthropoda; Insecta; Diptera; Dolichopodidae
Product: ankyrin repeat and BTB/POZ domain-containing protein 2
Exons: 5
Coding region: 17-4960 (1647 amino acids)
Cellular component (GO): nucleosome
Molecular function (GO): protein heterodimerization activity; structural constituent of chromatin; DNA binding
Source: RefSeq, a predicted model, not a curated record